AUGAAAAGAUGUUCUCCUGUCCUUAACACUGCCAAUGGAGUGGCUGUCGGUGAAACAACCUUUCCAAUUUGGAGUGAUCACUUCAAGACCUUGCUGAACAGGCAAGCACCGUUAGCUUCUGAACUCGAGCACGUUCAUAGGCCGACAUAUGCGGUUAACGAGGAACCACCGACCGAGUCGGCGGUUCUGGUCUGCAUCCAAAAGAUGAAAAAUGGAAAAUCUGGUAGAGACGACGGAAUUAGCGCAGAAAUACUGAAAUAUCUUCGUCCAUCUGGGAUUUGUGAGAUGACAAAGAUCUUCCGUUCAAUAUGA
Messenger RNA from Necator americanus (New World hookworm), 312 nucleotides. RefSeq lists its product as uncharacterized. The transcript has a single exon. The record is from RefSeq and is a predicted model, not a curated record. NCBI's taxonomy places the organism in Eukaryota, Metazoa, Nematoda, Chromadorea, Rhabditida, Ancylostomatidae. Bases 1 to 312 code for a protein of 103 amino acids.